Molecule: messenger RNA, 1102 nt
Organism: Ipomoea triloba (trilobed morning glory)
Lineage: Eukaryota; Viridiplantae; Streptophyta; Magnoliopsida; Solanales; Convolvulaceae
Product: U1 small nuclear ribonucleoprotein A
Exons: 5
Coding region: 145-882 (245 amino acids)
Biological process (GO): mRNA splicing, via spliceosome
Cellular component (GO): U1 snRNP
Molecular function (GO): U1 snRNA binding
Source: RefSeq, a predicted model, not a curated record
CCUCUGCUUGUUCAAAGAAAUUGUAGCAGUUGAGCUAGUACGAGCUUGGAACACUGUUCUAACUUCUAACUUGGCUGGAAGCCUGGAACCCUCGACACAGAAGGGGUAGCAGCAAAGCAAAGCAAAGCAAAUAACAAUCCAGUUAUGGCGGAGGCGAACCAAGCCAGCGGCGAGAUUUCCCCAAACAUGACAAUUUACAUUAACAAUCUCAACGAGAAAAUCAAGCUCGACGAGUUGAAGAAGUCGCUAAACGCCGUGUUCUCGCAGUUCGGGAAGAUUUUGGAGGUUUUAGCGUUCAAAACCCUAAAACACAAAGGUCAAGCCUGGGUAAUCUUUGAGGAUGUCUCAUCUGCUACCAGUGCACUUCGCCAAAUGCAGGGAUUCCCAUUCUAUGAUAAGCCUAUGAGGAUACAAUUUGCAAAGACAAAAUCAGAUAUUAUAGCCAAGGCAGACGGUACUUUUGUACCUCGAGAAAAAAGAAAGAAGCAUGAAGACAGAGGAAAGAAGAAAAAGGAGCAGCAUGACUCUAAUCAAGCCGGAAUGGGUCUGAAUCCUGCAUAUGUUGGCACUUAUGGUGCAACCCCUCCUCUAUCACAGAUACCAUAUAUGGGUGGAGCAAUUGCUGCUGUACCAGAAGCUCCUGCUCCUCCAAACAAGAUAUUGUUUGUCCAGAAUCUUCCGCAUCAGACAACUCCCAUGAUGCUCCAAAUGCUCUUUUCUCAAUAUACUGGCUUUAAGGAAGUCAGAAUGGUGGAAGCGAAGCCUGGAAUUGCUUUUGUCGAAUACGGAGAUGAGAUGCAAUCCACUGUGGCAAUGCAGGCACUCCAGGGAUUCAAGAUAAUGGGCGACAAUGCCAUGCUGAUUACAUAUGCGAAAAAGUAAACUGGUAAACAAGUUACCUGCAUGUAGAAUUAAUUGAUGUUUUGAUACUAGAAUAUGGAUGUUGAGCAGCUGUGAUGUUAACCUUAUAAAUAACUUUAUAACUCGUGUCCUUUUCCCUCAUUUUAGAGAAACAAUAGCGAUGUAUCUGUUUCUUGUACUUGAUUACAUGGUGUAUAUGCCAAGCCCCAGUCCUACUGCCUACCUGGUUCUGGUUUCAUGA